CCUUCUCUGGGCUAUAUCACUCGUAACUAGCGAUUAGCGUUCGUGUGGCCUUUGUGGCCGCCAAACUUGCGAUAACCCGCGCCGUCUCGCUCCCUGAAUGGCCCCACCAUCCCCGUCUCUGGUAUCAACACAUGCUCGCCCAGAAUGACUGGCAUUGGAACGCGCCAGAUUGGCGUGCCAGCUAUGGCGAUAACGACAACAGCAUCCCAAUACCUCAAGGGCGAUGAUACGGCAGACUUCGGCGACUUUGUGAGCACUGAAGACGAGGAACUUGAUCUUGAAGAGGUUGUCGAGCCCUGGCAUAAGUACGAUAUAAAGGAAACUCCGCAUGUAUUCUAUCCCAUUUUUGUCGGAGAACUGCUCAAUGAAAGAUACCUGGUAGAGCACAAAAUCGGCUCUGGGGGCUUCUCCACUGUCUGGAUGGCCCAGGACCUUAAGAACAAGAGAGAUGUGGCCCUGAAAGUUAUGUCUUUGGGACAAUGGGGAGAAAAUGAAGCCCACAUGCAUGACAAAAUUAUCCAGACUGUACAGGAUAUCUCUCACUUUGUGACAUAUUUUGACACCUUUCUACUCCCUGGAAAUAAGGGACAUCAUAGGGUUCUGGUGCUUCCCUUGAUGGGCCCAUGUCUUUGCCCUGUUAUUCUGAGAAAGAUGCCCAUGGCCACUCGCAUGUCUGCUGCUCAGCAGUUGCUAAAGGCCUUGGAAAAUUUACACGAAGCUGGUAUUGUACACCGUGAUUUGAAUGAGAGGAACUGUAUGUGGGGGAUGGUUCCUGUCCACAAUCUCAACAGGAGUGCUAAAUACAAGGCACUCACUCAGCCACUAAAGCAAUCCAUACCAUUUGUUGAGCUCUGGAAGCAGGGAGAGCUUGUUCGUCCCCUUGAGAUUCCUGAGAAUCUACGAACGGACGAAUUCUAUCUUGGUGACUUUGGUCUGGCCAUGACACUUGGUGAACCUGUGACUCAAUAUAGCUAUCCACCUCUGCAAUUUUGCUCCCCAGAUCGACUUCAUGGGAAAGAUCCAAGUUUUGCCUGUGACAUGUGGAGUUACAUGGUCAUAUUUGCGGAGCUCUAUCUUGGCUAUCCACCUUUCCCUACCUGGCUUAAAGGUGGAAUAAUAACUGGUAUUGUGAGAUGUUUAGGUCCACUGCCUGAGCAGUGGAGGACUCUUUACACUCACCCUGGAGGCCUUGAUGCCUGGUAUAAUCAGCAUCAAACACCAAAUCCUACUCAUGACCUUGCAUCAACAAUUGCGUACUUUCGUCCUGAAGCUGAUCCCACUGAGCGAGAACAUGUACUCUCUGUUAUGUAUAAAGUAUUUACUUACUACCCAGAGAAACAUCCAACUGCAACACAGCUUCUGCAAGACCCUUCAUUCAGAGCUAUCAUGGACAAAUAUGGUUGUUGAUGAUCUAUUCCCUUGACUUCGUAUGCUGCAUUACCGUGUCUUUCUUGCUUACUCUCAGUCUCUCUUUUCUCUUUUUGUUCCCCUGGAAGGAUUGCCUUUCUUACUUCCAAAAUGCAAAUGCAAGCUUUUUCUGUUACAUACUUAGAUUCUCUGUACUUUGAAAGUUGAAUGCAUACAUGCAAGGCACAUUUUCCUUAGAAUGAUCAUCAAAAUGAAUUCAAAGUACCCACAAAUCAUUCACUGACUAUACUCCGAGCGCAAACUUCACUUGAAAAAGUAGGUGGUCUAGUAUGCUUAUGCAACUAAAAUACUAUGUAUUGACCUUGUACCUCUCCUUUAUCAAGCUUGGAAGAUCCGGCAACUAUUAGAUUGCGGGACUGUCAUAAUAAAGCCAUGGUAAUGUGCGAAACAAGCAUCAGCAUCAGCAGCAACAUCAGCGAUGUAGGCUUCCAGCACGCUGCCUUGGAACACCAUGCCUUUCUUCCGAGUACUUGCGUUCCAGUCCGUAGUCUUCAGGUCUUUGGCCCUCUGGGAGAAUUGGAGCUCCACCAAGGCUGGCCAGGACGACCUUGUUAUUGGCUGUUAGGUCAUCCAUGAUCUCGAGUUCUUUAUCGUAGAACCAUCUCGGGAGCAACCAAACACGCACGGGUAUGAGAAGACAGAUGAGAACAGGGAAACCUGUAGCGAGGGAUAAGCGUCUGGAAUGCAGGGUACGCGGAUGUUGCCAAAGCAGGAGGUCAUACCAAUAGCCGCAAUUGUGUAGGAAAUAGCCACAGUGCACGCGACGCCAAACAUUUGCAGUCCGACGUACAGCACGACUUUUCUUUUGCGUAUCAAGAGGAGUGG
Coccidioides immitis RS is the source of this 2253-nucleotide messenger RNA. RefSeq names its product CMGC protein kinase. The transcript has 2 exons. Gene Ontology annotation, biological process: peptidyl-serine phosphorylation; peptidyl-threonine phosphorylation. The record is from RefSeq and is a predicted model, not a curated record. Gene Ontology annotation, molecular function: ATP binding; protein serine/threonine kinase activity. NCBI's taxonomy places the organism in Eukaryota, Fungi, Ascomycota, Eurotiomycetes, Onygenales, Onygenaceae. The coding region runs from base 145 to 1407 and encodes 420 amino acids.